This is a messenger RNA of Suillus discolor, 1647 nucleotides long. RefSeq lists its product as uncharacterized. The coding region runs from base 1 to 1647 and encodes 548 amino acids. The record is from RefSeq and is a predicted model, not a curated record. Lineage: Eukaryota; Fungi; Basidiomycota; Agaricomycetes; Boletales; Suillaceae. The transcript has 7 exons.
AUGCAACGUCGUCGUGGGCCAAAGCCAUGGGCUACUGCAGAACAGCAAAAAUUCCUGUUAAGUCUACUCAGCAAAUAUAUCAUUUGUCAAAAGGCAAAAGUAUACACGGCAUUCUUUCUCAACAUGUGGGUGGCAUUUGAGGUGCAAUGGCCAGAGCACAAACGCGCUAUAAUGGGUGUCCCUUUGGAGGGCGACCUCACAGCAGCCCAGACAAAAAUACUAACUGAUGCUAAGACAGGAUUAAAAGGGGCGCUUGACCUCAGCGAAACUCUGAAUGGAGGAGAUGAGGUAUCAGGACGAGCUCCACAAGAAGUGGAAGUAUACUCACAGAUUUUCUACAAUGAGCGCGUGAAGGAGGAAGCAGAUGCGGCAAUCAAGGCCGAGGGUAUCACAACACGUGGCCAAAAGCUUGUAAAACGGAAGGACCUCACUCGCACCAAAUAUGCAGCCGAAGAUGAUGGCAUCAAGGCUCAGGUCCAAGAAAGGCACCAAGAAGCCCUUGUGAACUGGAAAAAAAAAUGUGAACUAGCUAGAGCCAGUUUCGUUCCAGAAGUUGAACAAGAGGAGAAGAUUAAAGCCUUCAGCAAACUCGGGGCGCAUCUUGAUCGCAUCUUCCGCCACUUGUCCCAUAAGACGGGUGGACUUAAGUUCACAUGUAUUGCGGGGGGACAAAACCCAGCCAUGGGAGACGUUGUAGUUCUUGACUACCAUCUCGGAGAGACGGAGAUGGGGGACGAGUUUUUGGCUGAAUAUGCUGGGUUCAGUGAAGUUCAAACGGCCUAUGCAAACUUCGUCAAAUUGGCACUAGCCCAUGACGAUAAGAUGGUGGCUUCAGCACUGGAUGCAGGUACUAUUGCAGAUGAGUUGGCUGACAAGUCAGACAAUAUUUUUUGGGAGGGUAGCGAAGAAGAAGAGGAAAAGGCUGCUGAGGAGGAGGAAAAUGUUAGGGAGAAUGAAGAGCUUGGGGUUAUAAACGAUAUUGAGCUGGGGCUGAAUGGCCUUUAUGAGUUCGACCGAGUCAUGGAUGACCAAAGGCCUAUGGUCGACUCAUCACCAGCACCUGUAACCGCUUGGACCACUACUGUAGCACCAACCAUCACUGAUGAUAAUAUUGUCCCCCCCACUUUCGACCAAUUCGACAUAUCCAGCUUGGAUAUGUCUGCUAUCGACGAUUUUAUCGCAAGCCUACCACCCUAUGACCCAUUCACAUCUGGUCUCGACAAUCUUGACUUUAGCUUCAUGGACGACUCCUCCGACUCAUUUGAUUAUCAAUAUUCCCUGCCCAUUGCUCAUGAACCAACAGAUCAUAUUUUACCUGCAUUCUCAGGUUAUACAGCCAUGUCUAGUAACACACCGCUCUCUCGUUCCAAUCAUCUACCACCUGCUACACCCCUUGCAAGCACCUCCAGCAUGAAUGUGACAGAUUCCAACACAUUUGACCCUCUUGCUGGUCUAGAAGAGGAAGGUCCAUGUCGAACAACGCGCCACCAUGUUCCAUCCACACGUGAGCAUGUUCUCAAUGCAAUUCGGUCAUCAAGUGCGCGUGUGCACCCACCUGUCUCUGUUGAUAAAGAGAACAACAAGCGACGGAAGGGUAAUACCAUCGGUGCAGCCCCGCAGUCCAGAAAAAAACAGAAACACGCCUGA